AUGCCACCGAAACGAAGCCACGAAGACAAUCUGCCGUCGUCGCCGGUGAUGCCGCCAUCGUCGCCGUUUGGAGACGUGGAAGAGGUGGGGUUCAACGAGAACGACGAGGUGAUCCAGGAGGACAUUGACGACAUUGACGAGCUGGCGGAGGAGGAGGCCGGCGAAGAUCUGUUUGGCGACAACAUGGAGGCGGAUUACCGACGACAGGGCGAGAACGACAGGUACGAUGGGGUGGGGAUCGAUGACGAGGGCGACUACGACGAGAUGGAUGCGGCGGACCGAAGACGGAUCGACGAGCGUCUGAACCGACGAGAUGCAGCUCUGGGGGGCCGACGAGGCAACCAGUCGCUUGGAGACGCCUUCAUGGACGACGACUCCGUCUCGGAGAUCCCUACGUCUCUUCGUCGACGUCACAGAUACGAGGAGAUGGUGGAAGACGAUCCGUUAACCGAGGAAAUGUCUCUCGAACAGCUGGCGGAUAUCAAGGCGCCCACUAUUGCCAAGUGGGUGCAGGUUCCGGCGGUCGAUCGAGGUAUCGCCUCUCAAUUUCGGCAGUUUCUGCUCACCUUCACCGACGAAAAGGGCCGGUCGGUCUACGGAAGCCGCAUCCGGGUUCUGGGACAGGACAACGCCGAGUCGCUGGAGGUGUCUCUGGUGCAUCUGAUGGAGGCCAAGGGCAUUCUGGCGUGGUUUGUGUGUUUUGCACCCACCGAGGUGCUUCCCAUUUUCGACAGAGUCGCCAUGGACUGUGUGGAGCUGCAGUACCCGGACUAUGCCAUGAUCCACGCGGAGAUCCACGUGCGGUUGACGGACCAUGCUUCGUCGACCAAGCUGCGGGAUCUGCGAGAAACCAACAUGGGCCAUCUGGUCAAGGUCUCGGGAGUCGUCACCAGACGAACUGGUGUGUUCCCCCAGCUCAAGCUUGUCAACUUUGACUGUGUCAAGUGCAAGACGGUGCUGGGUCCGUACGCUCAGGAGUCGCACCAGGAGCUUAAGUUGUCCUUCUGCCACAACUGCCAAUCUAAGGGCCCGUUCACGGUCAACUCGGAAAAGACGCUGUAUCGAAACUUCCAGAAAAUGACUCUCCAGGAAUCGCCCGGCUCGGUGCCUCCCGGCCGACUGCCCAGACACAAGGAGGUGAUUCUGCUGUGGGAUCUGAUCGACACCGCCAAGCCCGGAGAGGACGUGGAGGUGAUUGGCACUUACAAAAACUCGUACGACGGCGGUCUGAACGCUAAGAACGGGUUUCCGGUGUUCGCCACCGUCAUUGAGGCCAACUCGGUCAAGGUGACCCGGGAACAGCACGCCAUCCACGAUAUGGACGCGAUUCGACAGCUGGCACGCGACAAGAAGAUUGUCAACCGAAUCAUCUCGUCCAUUGCCCCCUCAAUCUACGGCCACAGAGACGUAAAGACCGCCAUUGCCUGCUCCUUGUUUGGAGGAGUGGCCAAAGACGUGAAUGGAAAACACUCGAUUCGAGGAGACAUCAACGUUCUUCUUCUGGGAGACCCCGGUGUGGCCAAGUCGCAGAUUCUCAAGUACGUGGAAAAAACGGCGUUUCGGUCCGUCUUCUCCACUGGCCAGGGAGCCUCAGCCGUUGGUCUGACCGCCUCGGUGCAUAGAGACCCCAUUACCCAGGAAUGGACUCUAGAAGGAGGAGCUCUGGUGUUGGCAGAUACAGGAACAUGCCUGAUUGAUGAGUUUGACAAGAUGAACGACUCGGAUCGAACAUCCAUUCACGAGGCCAUGGAGCAGCAGUCCAUCAGUAUUUCCAAGGCCGGUAUUGUCACUUCUCUCAAGGCCCGAUGUGCGGUGAUUGCCGCCGCCAACCCCAUUGAGGGCCGCUACAACUCCUCGUUGACCUUUUCGCAGAAUGUGAAUCUUACCGAGCCCAUUCUCUCGCGAUUCGACGUUCUCUGUGUCGUCAGAGACACGGUUGACGCCGAGCAGGACGCCUUACUGGCCGACUUUGUCUGCUCGUCCCAUACCCGGUCUCAUCCUCAAGCUGGAACCGCCCAGGUUCCUGCCGCCGAGGAAAUGACCAACAUUGACGGAUACGACAUUAUUGACCAGGAUCUGCUCCGAGCGUACAUUGGAUAUGCGCGGUCGAUUCGGCCCAAGUUGUAUCACGUGGACCAGGACAAGAUUGCCCGUGUUUACGCCGACAUGAGACGGGAGUCGCUCCAGACCGGCUCCUUCCCCAUUACCGUCCGACACUUGGAGUCCAUCAUUCGUCUUUCGGAAGCGUUUGCCCGAAUGCGCUUGUCUGAGUUUGUCGCCAAGGGAGAUAUCAAUCGGGCCAUUAGAGUCACAGUGGAUUCGUUCAUUGGAGCUCAAAAGGCGGGUCAGCGGGGUGCCUUGCGACGGGCUUUCCUGAAGUACACUAUCUAG
Yarrowia lipolytica CLIB122 is the source of this 2391-nucleotide messenger RNA. RefSeq lists its product as uncharacterized. The record is from RefSeq and is a predicted model, not a curated record. Gene Ontology annotation, cellular component: MCM complex; nucleus. Gene Ontology annotation, biological process: double-strand break repair via break-induced replication; mitotic DNA replication initiation; DNA replication. NCBI's taxonomy places the organism in Eukaryota, Fungi, Ascomycota, Dipodascomycetes, Dipodascales. Gene Ontology annotation, molecular function: single-stranded DNA helicase activity; ATP binding; 3'-5' DNA helicase activity.